Fukomys damarensis (Damara mole-rat) is the source of this 1691-nucleotide messenger RNA. It is a transcript of the gene Pex13, whose product is annotated as peroxisomal biogenesis factor 13. Gene Ontology annotation, molecular function: protein binding. The record is from RefSeq and is a predicted model, not a curated record. Bases 171 to 1382 code for a protein of 403 amino acids. Gene Ontology annotation, biological process: protein import into peroxisome matrix, docking. Gene Ontology annotation, cellular component: peroxisomal importomer complex; peroxisome; peroxisomal membrane. Lineage: Eukaryota; Metazoa; Chordata; Mammalia; Rodentia; Bathyergidae. The transcript is spliced from 4 exons.
GCUCGCCCUCUGGUCGCAGCUGGCAAAAUACCACAAACUGUGACCUGAUUUGCAGGAGUGGGCGGGUGGAGGGUUCGGUGCUCUUCCCGUUGUGCCUGGCUCGCGUUCAGCGACUGUGCCCCGGCCAGAAUAGCCUCGGCCGAGAGUGGGAGCCGAGCGGAGGCUGAGAGAUGGCGUCCCAGCCGCCGCCUCCCCCGAAACCUUGGGAGACCCGCCGAAUUCCGGGGGCCGGGCCAGGACCAGGACCUGGCCCCACUUUCCAAUCUGCUGACUUGGGCCCUACUUUAUUGACAAGACCUGGACAACCAACACUUACCAGAGUGCCCCCACCUAUUCUUCCAAGGCCAUCACAGCAGACAGGAAGCAGCACUUUGAACACUUUCAGACCUACUUACAGUUCAUUUUCUUCUGGAUAUGGCACCUAUGGAAAUUCAUUUUAUGGAAACUAUAGCCCUUAUAGUUAUGGAUAUAAUAGUUUGGGCUAUAAUCGCCUCCGUGUAGAUGAUCUUCCACCUAGUAGAUUUGUUCAACAAGCUGAAGAAAGUAGCAGAGGUGCAUUUCAGUCCAUUGAAAGUAUUGUACAUGCAUUUGCCUCCGUCAGUAUGAUGAUGGAUGCUACCUUUUCAGCUGUCUAUAACAGUUUCAGGGCUGUAUUGGAUGUAGCAAAUCACUUUUCCAGACUAAAAAUACACUUCACAAAGGUUUUUUCAGCUUUUGCCUUAGUAAGGACUAUAAGAUAUCUUUAUAGACGGUUACAACGUAUGAUGGGUUUAAGAAGAGGCUCUGAGAAUGAGGACCUGUGGGCAGAAAGUGAAGGAACUGUGGCUUGUCUUGGUACUGAGGACCAAGCAGUUAACUCAGCAAAAUCUUGGCCAAUAUUCUUGUUCUUUGCUGUUAUCCUUGGUGGUCCUUAUCUCAUCUGGAAACUGCUGUCUACCUACAGUGAUGAAGUAGCAGAAAACACCAGUUGGGCAAAUGGUGAGGAUGACCACGUAGUUGCUAGAGCAGAAUAUGAUUUUGCUGCAAUGUCUGAAGAAGAAAUUUCAUUCCGUGCUGGUGAUAUGCUAAAUUUAGCGCUCAAAGAACAACAACCCAAAGUUCGUGGUUGGCUUUUGGCCAGUGUUGAUGGUCAAACAACAGGACUUAUACCUGCAAAUUAUGUUAAGAUUCUUGGUAAAAGAAGAGGUAGAAAAACAGUGGAAGCGAGUAAAAUUUCCAAGCAGCAACAGUCUUUUACCAACCCAACACUAAUUAAAGGAGCCACGGCUGCUAACUCUUUGGAUGAACAGGAAGCUGCUUUUGAAUCUGUUUUUGUUGAAACUAAUAAGGUUCUGGGUGCACCUGGUUCCACAGAGAAAAGUGGAGAUAAACAAGAUCUUUGAUAUCUUUCAUGUUUGUGUGCAGUUGAACAAUAUUUUAGAGUACUUUAAAAAUUAUUUCAUACAAAGAAAUUAAUCUACAGUUUAGUAAGAACAUUUGUUAUUGGCUAUUCCAGGUGUUUUGCUGCUAGAAAUUAUUAAAGUUAUACAUUAGUAUGUUGACCUAGUGACCUGGUCACAUUUUGCACUGUAUUGGACCAUGAGGACAUUAGUUUUGCCUAGCUUUUAAGAUUAUGGAGAUUGCUAUCAUUUUCAUGGUAUUUAAAUCCCUUGGUAUUGGAAGAGUAAUAUUUAAUAUUGAUGAACUAUAUA